CAACAUUGUAUCAUUGCUCUCCUAAGAUAAAUGGGUGGGGAGCGCAUGGUUUACACUUUGGCGCAAGUUUCUGAACACAACAACUCCAAAGAUUGUUGGCUUAUCAUUGAUGGAAAGGUUUAUAAUGUCACAAAGUUCUUAGAUGACCAUCCUGGUGGUGAUGAUGUCUUGUUGUCUUCCACAGGGAAAGAUGCUACUGAUGACUUUGAGGAUGUUGGUCAUAGUAAGAGUGCUAGAGCCAUGUUAAAGGAUCUAUAUGUUGGGGACAUUGAUCCAACAACCGUGCCUGCCAAAGUUCAACAAACUCCUCCAAAACAAAUCCAAAAUAAUCAGAACAACGCAUCAUCAAGUUUCAUGACCAAGAUGUUGCAGUUUCUAGUUCCUCUGAUUGUCUUGGGUAUUGCAAUUGGUGUUCGUUUCUACAAUAACAAAUCAACAUAGCCACUAAAACUGCAUGAACACUUGAAUCUUGUUCAACCAUUAAUAUCAAAUAUAGAUUGCUUUGUUCUAUGAAACUAGGAUUUUGUGGGAUGAAUAGGAUAUACCACUCUGUUUUUCCUUGUCACUGUCAUUUGUUGUUGAUUUUUUGGUUGUCUUACCCUAUCCUUGAUAAGCUACUAGAACAAUUUUCUGCUCCUUAAAGUUCUGGUAGUUUUAGAAUUUGAAGUGUAUGAGA
This is a messenger RNA of Vigna unguiculata (cowpea), 676 nucleotides long. Its product is annotated as cytochrome b5-like. Lineage: Eukaryota; Viridiplantae; Streptophyta; Magnoliopsida; Fabales; Fabaceae. The record is from RefSeq and is a predicted model, not a curated record. Gene Ontology annotation, molecular function: heme binding. Gene Ontology annotation, cellular component: membrane; intracellular membrane-bounded organelle.